Mya arenaria is the source of this 1848-nucleotide messenger RNA. Its product is annotated as follistatin-like. NCBI's taxonomy places the organism in Eukaryota, Metazoa, Mollusca, Bivalvia, Myida, Myidae. Bases 570 to 1466 code for a protein of 298 amino acids. The record is from RefSeq and is a predicted model, not a curated record. Gene Ontology annotation, cellular component: extracellular region. Gene Ontology annotation, molecular function: protein binding. The transcript is spliced from 2 exons.
GUUCAGUCAGUAUUGGAGAGACAUCCAGUCGACAGUCAGUAUCGGAGAGACAACCAGUAGACAGACAGUAGACAUUAAAAGCCGCUGAGUUAUCUUUGUUAUGUUCAUAAAUUGGCACUGCUAUUGUUGUAUACAUAGUAAUUCCUUGAUCGCAGUGCACAUUUUAUGGUAUAUUCACAGGACUGUUUAUCGAGCGCUAUAAAGUUACUUUAAUGUCAUUCAUUCGAAUAUUACCUGGAGUAACCUAUUUCAUGUGAUCAUAAAUUUACGAGCAUAUCUGUGUUUGUGGGAAAUGAAGGAUGGUGUGAAAUGAUCAUAUCUUGUGUGGUAAAGUCAUUUGGAAUCAAUUAAAAAUGAAUGAAUUGUUUAGUCGUCAUUUAUCAAAAUAGCAGUUAUAAAGGACACCCAUACGGAGGACGGAAUAACAUCGAGUACUAGUAUAUUGAAUAAACAAUUUCACUAAAAACAUAUAUAAGUGUUGCGACUGUGAUCAAAUCGGGGAUGUUAUUUGUAUAGAGUGUGAAUUUCCCCUUAAUAUACACCAGAAAACAUCUAUCAACUCAAACGACAUGGAGUUACCCCUCCUCCUUCUACUGGCAGUGGUCGGGUAUCUGACGAACGGCGCCGCCGGAAACUACGAAUACGACCCUGACUACCUGGUGCCGUCAAAGUGCCGUGCGUGUGACGUCAAGUCGUGUCCGCAGCUCACGUUCUGCGCGGGGAAGAUGGUGAAGGAUCACUGCGGCUGCUGUCAGCGCUGCUCGUCGGCUCUCUUCCAGCCGCAUGUACCGUACCGGCCCGACCCCCCGCUCGCCCCAACCGCUUCGCCACCAACACUACCGACACAACCAGGUGACGUUUGUGAGAAGCGCCAAUGCCCAAAGUUCAAGGUAUGUGCUAUAAACGUUCAGGGCCUCCCAAUCUGUACCUGCCCCAGCGAGUACAUAUGCCGCCGACGUCGGGCAAAUCGUAACAAACGGGGCAAAGAUGAACCAACUGUUUGUGGGACGAACGGCGUCACGUAUGAGUCCAGAUGUCACCUAAAAAUUGCUAGCUGCAGCAGCGAGAAACGGAUAAAACGGAAGCAUGAUGGCCCUUGCACCGCGGAAGAUAUUGACGAAACCAAACACGCCGUUAUGACUGAAACUGCACCUGAUGUGGGCGAAUACUUUCCUGAUAGAGAUACGGCAAUACAAACCACACACGUAAAUGAAUCUGAGAAAGCGAGGCUGCGAAAACUAAAGAAAAAACAGAAGCGGAAAGAACGAAAGGAGCGGAAACAGAGGAAACGAGAGAAGAAAAGGCGCCGUAAAAACAACAAAGACAGAGACAGCAAGCGUAAAGCGAGAAGCCGAAGAAUGAAGCGCAGAAAUGAGGGCUUCAACACGUUCCCGAGUAAUUACGAGUACCUCAUAAACAGACACACUCGUUGGAGCACCAAUCAAGUUAGGAAAAGUAAAAUAUAGGGACCUACUUGACGCUCCAGUCCCAAUUAUAGACAUAUGAGUGACAUAUUUGACAGCGCCUCAAAGCCGGUUACCAAUAUGAUUUGGAGGUAAUUAUAUUCAUUCUGGAAUAUUCGUGAAUGCAAUGAUUUUUCUUUAUUAAUUGUUUCAUACAAUGCUGUCUGAUGUAUUUCUAAAUGCUGAAGAAACUGAUCCGUGAUGUGGACAAUGAUGGGAAUGACGUAUUUACGUGUACUAAAGUGUGUUUUACAUGGCCAGUCUUGUUGUACAUAGUGGAUACAUUUGUAUAUAUUGAUUUUUAAUAUUUUUAUUAUUUCCAUUAUUAUUAUUAAACCAUUUAUUUAAACUGUACCGAAUUUGCACAAGAAAUACGGAAACAGGA